Molecule: messenger RNA, 600 nt
Organism: Saitoella complicata NRRL Y-17804
Lineage: Eukaryota; Fungi; Ascomycota; Saitoellomycetes; Saitoellales; Saitoellaceae
Product: acyl-CoA N-acyltransferase
Exons: 3
Coding region: 115-600 (161 amino acids)
Cellular component (GO): nucleus
Molecular function (GO): histone H2A acetyltransferase activity; histone H4 acetyltransferase activity; protein N-terminal-serine acetyltransferase activity
Source: RefSeq, a predicted model, not a curated record
AAGGUCGAGAAAGUCAACGAGCUGAGUCUCGAGGAGAUCAGGCAGAAAUUGCCUGAUGAUCGAGAGUUUCUUGCGAAGAAUGCGACGCGUUAUGCGGUGACCCUCCAUGAUCCAAUGUCGAUCCCUGAAGCAGCCUUCGCGGCAUGCUUCUCGCUUGUGGAGACCAAUAUGAAGAAGAUGUACAAGGAGGCCGAGUGCGGUUGGUCGGCUUCAGACAAGAGGGUGGAGAUGCGUGAGCCGCCGACGCGUUAUCUGAUUGCGAGUGCAGAGUCUGCUCCGGAUACAGUCGCAGGAUUUGUAUCAUACCAGAUCGACUGGGAACAGGAUAUGGCGGUAGCGUAUUGUUACGAACUGCAAUUGGAUAAGUCUGCACAACGUCUGGGGCUAGGAAGAUGGCUCAUGUCAAUCUUGGAGCAUAUGGGAAGACGUGCUGACGUGGAAAAGACGAUGCUGACCGUGUUUACGGCGAACAAAGCUGCACUGCAAUUCUACACGAGCAUAGGAUACGAGGAGGAUGAGACCAGCCCACAACCUGUGAAGCUGAGAAGCGGCAAAGAAAGACGAGCAGAUUACAUGAUUCUAAGCAAGAGACUUCGAUGA